AAGCGCCGGUUUUGCGACUUAGCGGAGUCGCGCGGCAUGGCGGGCGGCGCCCGGGAGGUGCUCACGUUGCAGUUGGGACAUUUUGCGGGUUUCGUGGGAGCGCACUGGUGGAACCAGCAGGAUGCUGCGCUUCACGAACGGACUGAUACCAAGGAGCCGCCAGGGGAGCUGUGCCCCGACGUCCUGUACCGGACCGGCCGAACGCUGCACGGCCAGGAGACGUACACGCCAAGACUCAUCCUCAUGGAUCUAAAGGGUAGUCUGAGCUCCCUAAAACAAGAAAGUGGACUCUACAGGGACAAACAGCUAGACACUGCAAUAGCAUGGCAGGGGAAGCUCACCACGCACAAAGAGGAACUCCAUCCCAAGAAUCCUUAUCUCCAGGAUCUCCUGAGUGUAGAGGGAGUGCUGAGUAGUGAUGGUAUCUGGAGAGUCAAGUCCAUUUCCAGUGGCAAAGGUCCCACACCACUCACCACUGCUGCAACUCCAGAGCCACUUAUCCCCACAGAGGGCAGCAUCCGAGUCUGGUCAGACUUCCUCAGAGUGCAUCUCCAUCCCCGGAGCAUCUGUAUGAUUCAGAAGUACAACCAUGAUGGUGAAGCAGGCCGCCUGGAGGCUUUUGGCCAAGGGGAGAGUGUCCUGAAGGAACCCAGGUACCUAGAAGAGCUGGAGGACAGGCUGCACUUCUACGUGGAGGAAUGUGAUUACCUACAGGGCUUCCAGAUCCUGUGUGACCUGCAUGAUGGCUUCUCUGGUGUAGGUGCUAAGGCCGCAGAGUUGCUACAUGAUGAGUAUUCAGGGCGAGGAAUAAUAACCUGGGGCCUGCUCCCUGGUCCCUACACUCUUGGGGAGCCCCAGAAAAACAUCUAUCGUCUGUUAAACACAGCUUUUGGUCUGGUGCACCUGUCUGCUCACAGCUCUCUAGUCUGCCCCUUAUCCUUGGGUGGGAGCCUGGGGCUGAGACCUGAGCCACCCGUCAACUUCCCUCACCUGCGUUAUGAUGCAACUCUGCCCUUCCACUGCAGUGCCAUCCUGGCUACAGCCCUGGACACAAUCACUGUUCCUUACCGCCUGUAUUCCUCACCAGUUUCCAUGGUUCAUCUAGCUGAUAUGUUGAAUUUUUCUGGGAAAAAGGUGGUGACAGCAGGAGCAUCCAUCCCCUUCCCUUUGGGUCCAAGCCAGUCCCUUCCCGAUACCCUGAUGCAGCUCGGAGGGGCCACCCCUUGGACUCCACUGUCUGCAUGUGGGGACCCUUCUGGAACCCACUGCUUUGCCCAGUCAGUGGUGCUGAGGGGUCUAGACAAAGCAUGCCACACCAGUAAGCUCACCCCAGGUACACCUCUGCCUUCCCUACUCCAUGCUUGCACCACUGGGGAAGAAGUCUUGGCCCAGUAUUUACAGCAGCAGCAGCCUAGAGCCAGGAGUUCUUCUCAUCUGCUGCUGACUCCCUACAAGGUGGUUCCUCCUUAUCCCUGCCUCUUCUCAAGCCUCAGCCAGCAGGGCUUGGUUCUGGAUAACCCCCCAACAGGGGCAGGUAUAACAAUCCGUCUACAGGUCUCUCUCUCUCCCUCUGGCAGGGGAGAGCAUCCCAGUGCUGGGGGCCCUCUGCUCCUCUUCAUCCCUGAACCGGACCCUGGGAGACUUGGCCAAGGAACUCACCAAACUCAACCUGCGGCGCUGGGCCAGCUUCAUGGAUGCUGGAGUGGAACAGGAUGACCUAGGGGAGCUGCUGCAGGAGCUACGCAGUCUGGCCCAGUGCUACCAGCACGGUGACAGCCUUAUGGACUAAAGUUCCAAGAAAAGGAAAGAACUAGUUUACAAUAAAAAGUGCUGGAUGCAGGA
Molecule: messenger RNA, 1842 nt
Organism: Eptesicus fuscus (big brown bat)
Lineage: Eukaryota; Metazoa; Chordata; Mammalia; Chiroptera; Vespertilionidae
Gene: MSTO1
Product: misato mitochondrial distribution and morphology regulator 1
Exons: 14
Coding region: 37-1716 (559 amino acids)
Biological process (GO): mitochondrion distribution
Cellular component (GO): cytoplasm
Source: RefSeq, a predicted model, not a curated record